This is a messenger RNA of Staurois parvus, 784 nucleotides long. Lineage: Eukaryota; Metazoa; Chordata; Amphibia; Anura; Ranidae. The record is from the annotation of a GenBank genome assembly.
ACAGAUUCAAAAAUAUCUCAUAGGACUGAAGAACAGCCUUCCUUCUAUGUCACCAACAAACAAAACAUGGGCACAGCCAAAAUAUAAAUUUCUAAUUCCUGUAAAUCAAGAACUAAUGAGGAUAUUCCAUCUAUGGAAGUGCAAGAGGUUUAUGCAAGCGCUAACCCCACAACGCAAAGCUGUCCUCGAAGCUAAACUAUGUGCCAGUGAACUCUUCCGUGGUAAAAAGAAAUCUUACCCAGCAAGUAUUCCAAAACCUUUCCAGGGAGAUUAUGUGGGUAUACAGAAAAACCCCAAACUUCAGAAGCUGGUUACAACUGUUCCUGGUAAUAUAGAAGUAGCUGCCAAUGUCCAAAGGAUCAGUAAAACUGACGGCAAGGGAACUCCCACGUUAUUUUUACUUACGAAAAGUAAUUUAGCUCUUGCGGAUUCUAAAGGACAAGUGAAGUCAUUGGUGAAGUUGAAUGAGAUUGACAAUGUUUCUGUUACCAAGUUCAGUGACGGAAUCUUUUUUAUUAAGCUUGCUCAGACUGCCACACCAGGUGGGAAGGGAGGAAAUGACAUCCUAUUAACCAGCGAGCAUGUAAUAGAAAUCGUGGCUAGACUUCACCAAGCAGUACUGGAAAUGACAAAAAAGAAGCUGAACGUCCAGAUUACUGAUCAGUUUUCUGUGACAUUCAAGAAGGACCCAGUAGCUGUUAAAUUUGUUGAAACCUCAGUGCAGAAUGGGAAAGGGCCAGUGUUCAAGAAGAAGGGAAGCCAAAUGGUGGAAGUGCAUGUGUAA